ACAGGAGACAGCCAGUACCGUGCAUUUCUUCUGCUGAAGGCCCUGAAGACAGUGGCCCGAACGUAUGAGGUGCAGAGAGGACUGCGGGCUACCAGAGCUGGCCCCAACAACCCAGUGAGGGGCAACAUAUGUGGCCUGAGGAGCCUCACUGUGUCCCUUGAAAGACGUCUCAUGGGUCCAAACUCUGCCAACAUCAAUAAUUGCCAUGGCUCUUGUGCUUUCCCCCUGGUCAAUGCCAACAACCAUGCCGUCCUGCUCAACUCCCACAUCGAGAGUGAGAAUGUGGACGAGCGGGCGCCGUGUUGUGUGCCUGUGGCAUAUGAAGCCCUGGAGGUGGUGGACUGGCAUGAACAUGGGACUAGCCUCUCCAUUAAACCAGAUAUGGUAGCGAAGGAGUGUGGAUGCCGCUAAAGCUGUUUUCUUCUUGGAGUGUACUUGUGACACAAAAGAUAUUUUACAUCUUUGGUUUAACAGUCACUGACCAUAGUUAGAAACAUAUCACUUAAAUGUUACGAUACUGUCAUUUAUUUAUUCACACAGUAUUAAUACACUGGGAGUAAAUGCACAUUAAUUCACAGAAGUGUCUUUAUGCUACAUACUUUCACAUAUAUAGACAAUAUUUGCAGUAGAUGCACACAGCACAGUGUUUCUCACACUUACAAAUAAUCAAAUGUAUUGAAACCAAAAACGAUUGUGUUCGAGGGUGGGUCUUUGUCUUCAUGUAAGCCAAAUAUAGUAUUAUCAUCAUCAAACCUCUUAUCAUUCAUUCAAGACCACUUUUUGUGGUUUUAAUUAAAAUUCCAAUAAUCAUUGAAAAUACUGUUGUAAAACUACCAAGUUGUUGAUGAUGAUUAUAUUACAAUGUGGUGGUGACAUUUCUAAAUUAGUGAUACUAAAAGGGAGAUUUUAUGGAGUGAUUUAAAAUAUGUAUCAUAAUGUUGAAUGUCCUGCCAAACUAAUUAAAUUGUGUUCUUUUCAAUACAAACAAAAAUUGAUUAAUGUUCUGUAUCUUUAUAUUAUUAAAUGCAAAGUAUAUUGAA
Molecule: messenger RNA, 1040 nt
Organism: Micropterus dolomieu (smallmouth bass)
Lineage: Eukaryota; Metazoa; Chordata; Actinopteri; Centrarchiformes; Centrarchidae
Product: muellerian-inhibiting factor-like
Exons: 1
Molecular function (GO): growth factor activity
Source: RefSeq, a predicted model, not a curated record